This is a messenger RNA of Asparagus officinalis (garden asparagus), 1175 nucleotides long. Its product is annotated as protein IN2-1 homolog B-like. NCBI's taxonomy places the organism in Eukaryota, Viridiplantae, Streptophyta, Magnoliopsida, Asparagales, Asparagaceae. Gene Ontology annotation, molecular function: glutathione transferase activity. The record is from RefSeq and is a predicted model, not a curated record. The transcript has 10 exons. The coding region runs from base 201 to 902 and encodes 233 amino acids.
AUUUUAUUUUUCGAAAUUCUAUUGACUAAAUGUAAACCAUACACUUAUACUGAUCAAUUUGCUGCCACCGAGUCAUUCUGCUGCUCAAUUUGCUGUCACCGCUAUAUUUUUUGCUUCAAAGACUACUAUAAAUCUACCCAUCACCGGACAUUUCUCACAGCAAACUUCAAGAGGUAGCAUUUGAAGUUGAUCGUAACAUUAUGAGUGAGCAACUUCCCCUUAGUCUUGAUGCUUCUGCUGAUCCACCUACCCUCUUUGAUGGAACCACAAGGCUGUAUAUAUCCUACAUAUGCCCAUAUGCCCAAAGAACUUGGAUUGCUAGGAACUACAAGGGUCUGCAAGACAAGAUAAAAUUGGUCCCGAUUAAUCUCCAAAAUAGGCCUCGCUGGUACAAGGAGAAGGUGUACCCUGUAAACAAGGUGCCUGCUCUGGAGCAUAAUAAUCAAGUUAAAGGGGAGAGUUUGGAUUUGCUAAAAUACAUUGAUGAAAAUUUCGAAGGCCCGAAAUUGUUUCCUAAUGAUCCUGCGAAGCAGCAGUUUGCAACAGAACUCUUGGAUUACAGUGAUACUUUCAAUGAAGUUAAUCACCCUGCAAUUGCAUCUAAGGGCGAUGUGCCUUAUGAACUUGAUGCUGCAUUUGAUAAGUUGGAAGAAGCCCUUGCUAAGUUUGAUGACGGACCAUUUUUCCUCGGCGAAUUCAGUCUGGUGGAUAUUGCGUAUGCUCCAUUUAUUGAAAGGUUCCAGUGCGGCUUUCAAGCGUUAAAGAACUAUGACAUCACCAAAGGCAGGCCCAGGCUGGCAAAAUGGACAGAGGAGUUGAACAAGAUUGAUGCCUAUACGGCAACUAAGGGUGACCCUGAAGAGUUUCUUCAUGCUCUUAAGAAGAGAUUUGGGAUUGAAUGAAGGUCCUCCGUGCAGAUUAACUAUAAACUCUUGUCACCUCAGUUUAUACAUUAUUUAUGAACAGCUUGCACAAGAUAAUAAUCAUCCGAUUGUGUAAUUAUAUUGGAUUUAAUUGCAAAUAUACCCCCAUGGACUAUAAGUGGUUGUCAUUAUAUGAAUGUAUUAAUCUACGAUCUGUUCACUCUUCAUAUUGUUUCAUGGGGUCUGGAUGAGAAGGGAAUUUUCUUUUUAGAAAAAGGUAAAUCCUCAUUAAAAAUUGAGACGUGACAGUGA